AUGGCGAUGCGCAUAGCAACAGUUCCAAAGACACAUGAAGAUCAAGUUUAUUUGUGUCGAUAUGAAGAUGAUCAUCACUUGAUUUUGAUGUUGAAAGAUGGUGACAGGAUAAGGGUAGCAAUGAGGGACCCUCCAUAUGUUAAGGGGGUUGAGCUCAAGAAGUUUGGGACUCAUUUGGUUUUCGAAAAUGAUGAUGACUUUGAUGGAGAUGAAGAUAAUUUGGAUGAAAGUCAACAAUCUGUAUCGGGGAAAUUAACAAGCUUUAUCAGAUUCUCUAAAGCAAAUAAUCAUACCUCGGACUCGAGUCAUUGA
Ilex paraguariensis (yerba mate) is the source of this 312-nucleotide messenger RNA. Lineage: Eukaryota; Viridiplantae; Streptophyta; Magnoliopsida; Aquifoliales; Aquifoliaceae. The record is from the annotation of a GenBank genome assembly.